Molecule: messenger RNA, 1838 nt
Organism: Branchiostoma belcheri (Belcher's lancelet)
Lineage: Eukaryota; Metazoa; Chordata; Leptocardii; Amphioxiformes; Branchiostomatidae
Product: carboxylesterase 5A-like
Exons: 7
Coding region: 69-1838 (589 amino acids)
Source: RefSeq, a predicted model, not a curated record
UUUAAUCACACGUUGAUCGAGUAACUGCACCAGUACUAGUGCCAAAGUCCAGUGCUCUGUACUAAAAAAUGGACGAAAACGCACGAUUUACAUUUCUGUUAGUGAUAGUGGUUGUUCUCCUGGCCGCCGCUUCUGGUCAGACUCAGGACACUCCCGUCCGAACCACGUCGUCCGGUCAGAUCGCGGGAUUCACCAGUACAGCCGACGGGCGGACUGUGGAGAACUACCUGGGGGUUCCCUUCGCCGCUCCGCCGACAGACAGCCUCCGCUUCGCCCCUCCCCGGCCCGUACAGCCGUGGGAGGGCGUGAGGAACGCGUCGGUCUUCGGUAGCGAGUGCGUCCAGACCUCGCCAGGCGGGCCCAUGUCGGAAGACUGCCUGUAUCUGAACGUGUACGUCCCUCGUCAAGUUGGGCAGGCGGCGGCGUUGUCAGUGAUGGUCUACAUACACGGCGGAGCAUUUCAAUUCGGAUCUGCUAGCAACAUGGAAGGCGUGGACUGGUUGGCUGCCGUUGGUGACGUCAUCGUGGUGACGCUGAACUACCGUCUGAACGUGUUCGGGUUCCUCAGUACGGGAGACCGGAACUCGCCGGGAAACUUCGGGCUCAUGGACCAGCGGGCAGCCAUCGUGUGGGUCAAGGACAACAUCCGCAACUUCGGCGGGGACCCGGACAGCAUUACGGUGUAUGGCUUAAGCGCGGGUUCCAUCGCGGUCAGUCUUCAGAUGCUGAGUCCCAUAAACAACGGACUGUUCAGCCGCGUCAUCUGCGAAAGUGGCACGUCCAUCGGCCCCGGUGCGAUCAACCCCCGGCCGCUGGAGUCAGUCAGAAACCUCUGCCGCCUGAUGAACUGUGCUAGCGACGACCCGGCCGCCAUGGUAUCGGAGCUACGAGCGGCGGACCCCGUCCAACUCACCAACGCUGCCGCUACAUUUACAGGAACACCGCCGCUAAGGUACUGGACACCCGUGGUCGACGGAGACUUCAUACCGGAGGACCCUCUGCACAUCCUCCAGUCCGGGGCUUUGGAGAACAGGGACGUACUCCUCGGGAGCAACGACGACGAAGGAGGCUACUUGUAUGAAGAUCCGAGAUUUUUAGCAGUGGAUAACGUAGAGGCGGUCAAAAGUUUGGUUCAGGGGCUUCUGCCAGGAUUCUUUACGGAGGUAAAUCAAACCUGGCGUAUAUGUGGCGACGUCUUGGAGGCUCUUACUUACGACUAUGACAUGUGGAAUGAGGAAGACCCUGCGUCGCUGAGGAGGUCGCUGAUAGAUCUGUACGGCGAUUUUACUUACGUGGCCAACACAGUCCAGAAAGCAGACUUAUAUUCCAAGAGAAACUAUACGGCCUACAUGUACCAGUUCGCCCACCGGCUGUCGUACUCACCCCUUCCGCCAGGGGUCGGUGCUUCACACGCGACCAACUACAACUUCAUCUUUCCAUCGUCGGGGUUCUUGGAACGCGCUACUGACGGCGAGAAGAACCUCAUGCGGACCAUGAUGACGCUUUGGUCCAACUUCGCUAAGACAGGCAACCCAAACUCGCCAGCAGACACAACCCUGCCGGUAGACUGGCCCAAGUACCUCCCAUCUACCAGACAGUACCUCCGCCUUACCGACACCAUGUCCCCCGGCUCCGUCCUGUCCAACCUCCGGCCCAAACACACCUUCUUCUGGACCAAGACGGCGCCUGCUUUGGACGGAAGAACGUGCGAGUGUCAGACCUGUACCCCCGGCGUGACGUCUGGUGCCAUCACUUUUGUAGGGAAGACUCUGAUGGCGUGCGUCGUCGCGUGUCUAAUGUCUUAUAUGUACAACCAUUUUCCUGGUGCCGGUAGUUAG